AUGUCCCCUGAGGCGGAGCCGAGGGCGGGCCCCCGGGCAAAUCCCUCACCUCUCUCCCAGAAACAAUGGAGGACAAAAUGGAGCCCAGCCACUCCCCCCCAAUUCGAUUGGCCAGUCAGUUUCACACCUCUCACACAAACCCCGCACGGACCCACUACGACCUACCAAUUCCAACGUCCACCCGGUCCACCGUACAAUGGCCGGACCACGUGGCGACAAAAAAAACCUCUUUCUUAA
Molecule: messenger RNA, 237 nt
Organism: Nezara viridula (southern green stink bug)
Lineage: Eukaryota; Metazoa; Arthropoda; Insecta; Hemiptera; Pentatomidae
Source: the annotation of a GenBank genome assembly